AAAAAGUCCAAGUGCGGCGGCGGGCGCAGGAUGGGGUCCGGCUCCUCCAGCUACCGGCCCAAGGCCAUCUACCUGGACAUCGAUGGACGCAUCCAGAAGGUGGUUUUCAGCAAGUACUGCAACUCGAGCGACAUCAUGGACCUGUUCUGCAUCGCCACGGGCCUGCCGCGGAACACAACCAUCUCCCUCCUGACCACAGACGACGCCAUGGUCUCCAUCGACCCCACCAUGCCGGCAAAUUCAGAACGAACUCCCUACAAAGUGAGACCAGUGGCCGUCAAGCAACUGUCUGAGAGAGAAGAGCUAACCCAGAGCGUGCUGGCCCAGGUGGCAGAGCAGUUCUCCAGAGCAUUUAAGAUCAAUGAACUGAAAGCUGAAGUAGCGGACCACCUGGCGGUGCUGGAGAAACGCGUGGAAUUGGAAGGACUCAAAGUGUUGGAGAUUGAGAAAUGCAAGAGUGACAUUAAAAAGAUGAGGGAAGAACUGGCGGCCAGAAACAGCAGGACAAGCUGUCCCUGUAAGUAUAGCCUUUUGGAUAACAACAAGAAGUUGGUUCCUCGAAGAGAUGUCCCCACCUAUCCCAAGUACCUGCUCUCUCCAGAGACCAUYGAAGCCCUGCGGAAGCCCACCUUUGACGUCUGGCUGUGGGAGCCCAAUGAGAUGCUGAGCUGCUUGGAGCACAUGUACCAUGAUCUCGGCCUGGUGAGGGACUUCAGCAUCAACCCCAUCACGCUCAGGCGGUGGCUGCUCUGCGUGCACGACAACUACAGAAACAACCCGUUCCAUAACUUCCGGCACUGCUUCUGCGUGACCCAGAUGAUGUACAGCAUGAUCUGGCUCUGUGGGCUCCAGGAAAAGUUUUCCCAAGUGGAUAUCAUGGUCCUGAUGACAGCGGCCGUCUGCCACGACCUGGAUCACCCGGGGUACAACAACACGUACCAGAUCAAUGCCCGCACAGAGCUGGCCGUCCGCUACAACGACAUCUCGCCCCUGGAGAACCACCACUGUGCCGUGGCCUUCCAGAUCCUGGCCCAGCCCGAGUGCAACAUUUUCUCCAACGUGCCUGCAGACGGGUUCAAGCAGAUCAGACAGGGGAUGAUCACGCUGAUCUUGGCCACGGACAUGGCGCGGCACGCAGAGAUCWUGGAUUCUUUCAAGGAAAAGAUGGAGAACUUUGACUACAGCAACGAGGAGCACAUGACCCUGCUGAAGAUGAUCCUGAUCAAGUGCUGCGACAUCUCUAACGAGGUGCGGCCCACGGAGGUGGCGGAGCCCUGGGUGGACUGUUUGUUAGAAGAGUAUUUUAUGCAGAGCGACCGUGAGAAGUCAGAAGGCCUCCCCGUGGCCCCGUUCAUGGACCGAGACAAAGUGACCAAAGCUACAGCCCAAAUUGGGUUCAUCAAGUUUGUCCUGAUCCCGAUGUUCGAAACGGUGACCAAGCUGUUCCCYGUGGUGAAGGAGAUCAUGCUGCAGCCCCUCUGGGAAUCCAGAGACCACUACGAGGAGUUGAAACAGCUGGACGACGCCAUGCAGGAGUUACAGAAGAAGACGGAGCACCUGGCACCAGGGAGCACGGAGAGGUGCGGCGGGAAGAGCAGAGAUGGGCAGGAAAGUGCAGCAGACUGUUCCUGAAGGAGGCGGAAGAGCUGCGGUACUGUCCAGGGCGGCGGAGCYCCACAGGAUGCCUGGGCCGGGGUCGCGCCUUGCGCC
This is a messenger RNA of Urocitellus parryii (Arctic ground squirrel), 1710 nucleotides long. It is a transcript of the gene Pde9a, whose product is annotated as phosphodiesterase 9A. Lineage: Eukaryota; Metazoa; Chordata; Mammalia; Rodentia; Sciuridae. Gene Ontology annotation, molecular function: 3',5'-cyclic-nucleotide phosphodiesterase activity. The record is from RefSeq and is a predicted model, not a curated record. Gene Ontology annotation, biological process: signal transduction.